Hypoxylon fragiforme is the source of this 1410-nucleotide messenger RNA. Its product is annotated as SET domain-containing protein. The record is from RefSeq and is a predicted model, not a curated record. Gene Ontology annotation, molecular function: protein binding. Bases 1 to 1410 code for a protein of 469 amino acids. NCBI's taxonomy places the organism in Eukaryota, Fungi, Ascomycota, Sordariomycetes, Xylariales, Hypoxylaceae. The transcript has 2 exons.
AUGGUAUAUGCCGGUUUUGACAUUGUUCCUCGCUUGUCCAGGGAUGGCAAAGAUAAACAGGACUGGGAAAAGUUUCUAAAUAUUGUUCAAGAAGUGUACGAAGAUGAUCCCCGUGUCGAGGUGAAAGCCAACUGGAUUGAGUUCAAUGUGGGCGAGUAUGCGUUAUUACCCCUGGAAGGUCACAGAUUCUUGCGGUUUAGUGCAAACAUCGCCGACAGUACUGCCGAUAGCACUGGUGCUGGGAAGUAUAUUGAGAUUGUUGGGCGGAUCGCGAAAAUGGUCUUCGGGCCUCGGAUUCACGAUUGGCACGAGGUAUCGGAUGGAUUUGGCCACUACGGCUGGGAUGUUGUCAACGACAAUGCGACGGAAAUGUACAGAGAGUUUGGUAAACCCAACUCCCAAGACGCUACGAGCAACUCGAACUCCCUUCCCGAAGCGACCUCAAGAACUCAGCAGCCCUGUUAUACCAUUCAAAAUAUUGCCGGCAAGGGUCAAGCCUUAAUCGCACGCAUCGAUAUCGCCAAGGGGACACGAAUCGUACGGGAGAAGCCCCUUCUCAUCGUCCAUCCUGGGCCACCCCAGAGAUUAGAGUUGGAGCUGACGCUGAAGCUCAAACUUCAUCCCAAGGAACAAGAGAAACAGUUCCGUUCGUUGCAUAAUUGCUUUGCCGGCGAGCAUCCACUCACUGAGAUUGUGAUAACAAACGGCCAAUCCUGUGGACGCCCCUCGAAUAACCUGGCAGUCUGUGCUACCAUAUCUCGGGUCAACCAUAGCUGCCUCCCCAAUUCAGUCAGUGACUGGAAUAAUGACCUGGAAGUGCAAUCUUUAAAUGCAAUCAAGGAUAUAAAGGCUGGAGAAGAAAUAACCAUUUCUUAUCUUCCUGAAAACGUUCCAAGGAUCUUACGCCAGAUCGCGUUAAAGAAGUGCUGGGCGUUCGAUUGUCAAUGCGAUGCAUGCUCUCUACCCCCACAACAACUGAUUUUAAGUGAUCACCGCCGAAAGCUUAUCUCGGCCCUUGAGCCUAUGCUGGAGGGGAUAAGAUGCAUUAUAGACCCUGUGGGCUACCUCAAAGACAUACGGUAUACUCUUCAACUUCUCGACGAGGAGUACAAUGAUAUGACACAUCCUUCAGCUAUUAAUGCUUACCGCAAUGCGUACUUUCUAUGUGUCUUCCACGGCGAUCAAGCACGAGCCUCCGCCUUCGCCAUGAGGGCGUACGAGUGUAUGGAAAUCUGCCUGGGACGAGAUAAUCUGUGUGCACAGCAUAUCAAAUGCUUGGCGGAGGAUCCAGAAUCUUUGGGCCCGGAAGACAGCGUUUCCAAUCUAUGGGAAAGUCGGGACAAGACACCGCCUUCCGGUCUCAGUCAGGAAGAGUUUGAGAAAUGGCUUUGGAAACAUGCAUCUCAGUAA